AUGAGCGACUCCCUCCCGGACGACAUCUGGGUGCAGUCCUUCCUGCCCACACCCCCCCGCCCCCUCCUCACCGCCCUCCAGAAGCGCCACAACACCUCCAACGUCCAUCUCGCCGCCCUCGCCGACAUCUUCAAGCAGCGCGCACACAUCGAAGCCCAGUACGCAGACUCCCUCGCCAAGCUCGCAAAGUCCGCAGACUCGGGCCUCCUCACCGGCAAGAUUGGCAACGACUGGGCGAAGAACAGCGGAGAGGCCAGGGUCUGGGACUCGCUCGUUGCCGAGCUCGCAGAGACAUCCGCAUCCCAUUCUACGCUGUCGGCACUGAUCAGGACGGAUUUCGAAGGCCCUCUGCGUGAUCUCCCCGGCAACAUCAUUCCCUGGCGCCGCAUCAACGAGCAGGAGGCAUCCCUCGAUAAGACCCUCAAAGACUAUGAGAAGGUCUCUGCCAAACUAGGAAAGGCAUCCAGCAAGUCAAAGUCGUCAAAGGUAGAUGGCUUGCAGUCAGAACUCAAUCAGAUCACCCAGUCCCUCUCCAGCCUCUCGCCGAUGGUCUACACCACGUACCAGAGGCUGGACGAAGAACGGUUGCGCGCCGAGAAGGAGAUCGCGGUGAGGUGGGCGACUGUCAAGGGCGACAUGGCUACCCGGGACGGUCAGAGGGCAGAAGGGACUGUGGCAAGCUUGCUCGGGUGGGAGACCGGAGAAGAGGUGACGGCUGUCGGUCAGAAGCUGGGUGCCAUUGGCGGCGGGACAGCGGGAAGUAUCAGAGCGACGCCAGGGCCGGAAAGUGUCGUUGGUACUCCCCAAUCCAAUCGCCGUCACUCCUCUAUAGCCCCUUCCACCCGUAGCCACGACUUCUCGCCUCACCCUCAAGCGCUGCGCAAUGGCUCACAAGGCAAUGUGUCUACCACCGGUUCCUCAUUUGCUGGCGGCUUCAAGUCUAUGCUCGGUAGAACCAAAACGAUGGGAGGCAGUGGUAACAGGAACAGAAGUGGUAGCAAUGCCACUUCUACCAGAAGUGCGCACCGAACGAAUGACUUUGAAGCAAUCGGAGAGGAGUCGAGGAACCAUCCUCUGCCGUCUGAACCUAUCAGUGCUCCUUCGGUAAGUCAAUUGACGGUUCAUCGACAGCGCAGGGCUGAUAUGACAAAGAAUGCGCCACCGGUGGAUGAGGAGGGUUUCAGUGUCGCUCCCUCUGAUCGUCACCGCAACCCCUGGGAAAACCCCAACGAGCUCAUUCCCUCCCCCACAGGUGGCUCCACUUCGGCCUCCCACCCUACCUCUCCCACUGGCAACAACGCCCUCUUCUCCCAGAACUUUACAUCCUCCCCGAACGCCUCCUCCGAAAACCUCGACUCUGCCACCGGCCAACCGCGCCUCAAUUUGUCCUUGGCAGAAAAGCCGAUUCAGGAGAGCGAGGAGGCGAGGCAGGCGGCGCUGGCAAAGAUGCAGCAGACUCUACAGCUUCCCCCUCCUGGUGGCGCACCGAAUCGAAGGUCGACCAUAGCUAGAAGGGGCAGGGAUGUUAGAAAUACCAUGUUUGGUGGGCCGACCGACGAUGGGUCGCAAGGAUUUGGCUUUGGGCCGGGGACAGUGGUCGGUGCGAGCGCAGGUGCCGCGACACUUCCUAAGCUCUCUGAGCCCGAAGAGCGUCUCGCAGAGUCUCCUGCUUCCACUCGCUCAAACAUGUUCAAUCGUGAUACCAUCCCUUCACCAUCACCCAUGGGGCGCCGCACCUCCCUCUCAUCUGUCUCCUCUAAUAACCCCUUUGAUUCGCCCGGUAUGGUCACGUCCGGCAUGUCGGGCAUGACCCCUCAAGUCGCAACUACUUCCACCGACCAUCCAGGUCUGCGAGCCAACAUCAGCGAGAUGGUCAACGUCAUCUUCAAGUCCAAGACAGUCUCGCGAAUUCAGAUUACUGGCGAAGUUCAUCUAUCCCUCCGUCACGAUCCUACAGUCACUCCCACCCCUGAAGGUCCUAUCCACCUCCGCCUCACACAAUUCGAAAGGCUGGAAAAGAUUGCGCCCAACCCCGCCUACCUUGCUCAAGUGCCCGAUAGGCCAGGGGAAUACUUUUUGAAUGCCGAGGUGCUGGCGGCUGCUACAUCAAAGGCCCCUCUUGGUACGGGAGCUAGUAAGGGCACACUACUGUUCAAGUAUGUGGUGCAUGUCCAACCGGGGAAGGAGGCUGCAUUUUUGCCGCUUACGCUCGACCCAGCGUUCCAGUGCAAGGAAGGCGAAACAAGGAUGAUUCUGCACUACACUUGCAGCCCCUCAACGUCCCUGUCUCUCCAAGGCGCCAACGCCACCAUCGUAGCCGCCUUUGCCCCUGGCCCCGCGAUCACCAAUGUGCAAGCCAAACCUGCUGGCGGAGUCUGGUCUCCCGCGACGAGACGUAUGCAAUGGAAGCUCGACGAGCUGGACGGAGAGGGCAAGAUUAUCGCCAAAUUCACAAGCGAGUCUGGGAGCGGGGAGGCGAUGAGCCCGCAAGGGGUGCAGGCGUCUUGGGCCGUGGAAGGGUCGUUGAUCAGUGGUUUGGGUAUCGAAAUUGUACCUGGACAGCUGGAGGGAGACGGAUGGAAGUUUGAGGAGGUGAGGCAGAACACUACAACGGGCAAAUAUCUUGCCGAGGCGAGCGGGCAGUAGAGUUGUAUACAUACAAAAUUAGGAUAAUCGGAUAUUCAGACGACAUUUUAUACUGGAGCUUUGGUAUAUUUUUGUCAAUGUUGGUCUUUUUGCGUUGCUCGGUAUUAGGCUAUGUAGUCUUGUUAAUCGAUGAGAUGAUGGACUUGUGGACUGAGA
Messenger RNA from Cryptococcus amylolentus CBS 6039, 2802 nucleotides. RefSeq lists its product as hypothetical. NCBI's taxonomy places the organism in Eukaryota, Fungi, Basidiomycota, Tremellomycetes, Tremellales, Cryptococcaceae. Gene Ontology annotation, molecular function: phospholipid binding. The record is from RefSeq and is a predicted model, not a curated record. The transcript is spliced from 3 exons. The coding region runs from base 1 to 2646 and encodes 881 amino acids. Gene Ontology annotation, cellular component: cell division site; plasma membrane; cytoplasm. Gene Ontology annotation, biological process: cytoskeleton organization.